Messenger RNA from Colossoma macropomum (tambaqui), 2644 nucleotides. It is a transcript of the gene senp8, whose product is annotated as SUMO peptidase family member, NEDD8 specific. The transcript has 2 exons. Lineage: Eukaryota; Metazoa; Chordata; Actinopteri; Characiformes; Serrasalmidae. Gene Ontology annotation, molecular function: cysteine-type peptidase activity; deNEDDylase activity. The record is from RefSeq and is a predicted model, not a curated record. Bases 164 to 802 code for a protein of 212 amino acids. Gene Ontology annotation, biological process: proteolysis.
CCCACCGCACUUGCUGGUGUAUCGUUGCUGAACGCCUCGUUGUGUUUUGUAUGGCAGCUGGCUGCCGCUGUUGCCUUGAAAGGUUGCCGUUAUGACGCCUCGGUGUAGUGAAUGUUUCAUCUAUGAGUAAGCUACCGCCUUUGUGACUGACCCCGCCUUGGAAAUGGACCCAGUGGUGCUGAGUUAUCAGGACAGCCUGCUUCGGCGCUCAGACGUGUCCCUGUUGGAGGGCCCUCACUGGCUCAACGACCAGGUCAUCGGUUUUGCCUUUGAGUAUUUUGCCACAGAGCGCUUCAAGAGCCUGGGUGACAAGGUCUGUUUCAUCAGCCCUGAGGUCACCCAGUUUAUCAAGUGCGCCUCCUGCCAAGAGGAGCUUGCUCUGUUCCUGGAGCCCCUGAGGCUGUCGUCCCGUCGCUGGGUUUUCUUGGCAGUCAACGACAACUCCAACCAGACGGCCGGCGGCUCCCACUGGAGCCUGCUUCUCUACCAGCGAGACACAGGCCAUUUUUCCCACUACGACUCGCAGAGCGGCGGCAACUCCCUGCACGCCCGGCGCAUUGCAGCCAAGCUUGAGACUUUUUUGGGCGCCAGGGCCCAAGUGCCCUUCGUGGAAGAGCCAUGUCCAUCGCAGCAGAACAGCUAUGACUGCGGCAUGUACGUCAUCUGCAACGCAGAAGCUCUGUGCGAGAGCUUGCGGGCAGAAGGCUGCGCUCGCCUCCCUGCCCAGACUAUAACACCCACUUACAUCACGAGGAAGCGGACAGAAUGGCACUCACUAAUUCAAAGACUGGCUAGAGACUGAGGAGCUUUGUACUGGUCAUAUCAUCACACACUGAGUGGUUAGCAUGAGCUACUUCAUCUGAGGUGUUUGGCUAAUAGGAGUGUAAAUGUCUGACCUCAAAACGAUCAGUUAGAUUGGGGGUUUGUAGGAAACAAUUCAGUGUGUCACGAAAUCCGAAAUAUCAUCUGGAUUUGAUACUAACCGAUUAUUUUGGUACAAUUUAGAAUCAAAAUUCAUAUUUAUUUUCAAAAAUACACAGAAGACAGACAAAUACAGUUACACAGUAGCACAACAUACACAAUGUUUUGGGUUUUAAUUUGGCCAAAAAGAUAAAUAAGCGCACCCUUUAUUUUUGUUUUUUAAUGAAUAUCAUUCUAAAUAUGGCUGGUAAAUGAACAAACUGAUUAAUUGUGAUUAAUCCUGAAUUUUUGUAUAGUUAAUCAUAAUUAAUCAGAUUCUUAUUAUGAUAAAAUUGACCCUAAACAUUUUAUUCCCUGUUUUUAGUAUAUUGUGUCAUAUUUAUAUUAGCAGACAAAAUGACAAAACAAGGUUGAUUAGAAUAUGUUUAUUACUCAGUUUUCAUAUUAACCUGAACAUUAACCUGAACAUGAAAAUUACAUGAUUUCCAGGGUGAACCCAGUUGUUUUUCAUCACAGAAGUCUAGUGAGAGCAGCAGUGGCUGCAUGUUGCAACCAGUGAGUGUGUAUAUGUAUCUUAUUGUGUGUGUGUAUAUAUAUAUAUAUAUAUAUAUAUAUAUAUAUAUAUACACAAACACACACACACAGUGAUCCAACAGGUUGUAGCCUCUCGCUUUCGCUCUCGUUCAUACAGCUUGUGGAUUCCUGCUACAGUUCCUCAUUUGUUAGUUUACUUCUCAUUGAUUAACCCGUAAGUCCCAGUGAGCUUUGUUCAUCGUAGUCUCUAGAAAGUGCUGAAGGAACAACAUGAAACGCUACAAACGUGGAUUCUGUCAUAGCAACAUGCAGCACACAUGCAGCUGGGCUUCAGAAUGGACCACUGCAGAUGGUUGUAAUAAUAAUAAUAAUAAUAAUAUGUCGUGUUGUUAUUUGAUAGCCCUAAUUGAAAUAGAUUCUCAUACAGUCUCUGCAACUGAGUCAGAUCAAUGCAUUGUGCCUCAGUGAACCUUUACACUCCUAUUGGCUAAAAACCAAAGUCACUACUUACAGUAAGAAGUUUAUUAUACUCCUGCACAACAACACUCAACAUAUGGAGAUCUAAACAGCAUGCACCGCUAAUCAGAAGAACAUGAUCAGAACAUAAACACAAUGCUCUUUCAUUCAUACAUUCAAGCAGGAGCAAACUUGCAGUAAACGUAAUCAGCAGCACAAGCACAGAGACUGAAUGUAAGCUCCAGAAGAUUAGUAGCUGCUUGGAGUGAGUCUUUGACACGUUGAUGAAUGUGGCUCUUGUUUACAAGACUUUUCGCUCAGGGUUAUUUCAAGAAGAAAACAGAAGAAAGAAUGUGGUCUCUCUUGUAGAUUUACUGGUCGAGAACAACACUUAUCUAUCUCUUGUGAACAGUCUCUGCUACAUAUGUCAGCUCAAAUUGCAAGUUUCAAGGGAGCAAAAAACCUGUUUCCUUAUCUUUGAAAUCCUGGUUCUCUGCUGCCAUAAGAGAUGUGUAUCUACUGUGUUACGUGACACUUCAGAGUUUAAGCUUCACUGAGAAAAUUGUGGAUUUCGUCAGUGCUAGUGCAUUCAUGCUCUGAACAGGCGAAACGCUUUCUGACCUCGCAGCGAUGCGCAACCUUUUGUAUUUUCUGCUUUUCUCAUGACAGUGAAUGACGCAAAUAAGAAUCAGCUCAUUAAAUCUCGUCAAAAUAAAGCAUCUGUUGCAUGGAA